AUGGUGUCUUCUACGGCAGUCACUACGAAGGUGACCUCUGGGUCCCCCUACCAACUCGACGACAACCAGGUCACCAGAGCUUCUACGGCCCUCCUCCGGCACAUCAAAACGAAACAGGACGAGAAGGAAAAGACAGCGACCAAGAAGACCCUCAUUGGAGACAACGAUGACGACUCCGACGACGAUGCGCCCCUCCACAAUGAAGCCGUCUGGCUCGUGCUCACCACCAAGAAGCACGUCGUGGACAAGAACCGCCUGAAGCCUGGGAAGAUCAGCAUCCCCCACUCGCUCAAUUCCUCUCCGUCGCUCAGCAUCUGCCUCAUCACCGCCGACCCCCAGCGCUCGGUGAAGAACAUUGUCGCCGACCCCUCCUUCCCCAAACAUUUGUCCUCCCGCAUCGACCGUGUGAUCGGUUACUCGAAACUGAAGGCGAGAUACCAGAGCUUUGAGACUCGCCGACAGCUCCUGGCCGAGCACGAUGUGUUCCUGGCUGACGAUCGCAUCAUCAUGCGUUUGGUCAACACCCUGGGCAAAGUGUUCUACAAGUCGAGCAAGCGACCGAUCCCGAUUCGCAUCGCGGAAAUCGAAAAGGUGGAUGGCAAGAAGGUGAAAAAGGACCCCAAGACGAAGUCCAAGGACGAUGAUAGCGCGUUCGCCUCCCCUGCCAUCGUCGCCAAGGAGAUCGAGAAGGCCUUGGGCUGUGCGCCGGUGCAGCUGGCCCCCGCAACCACCGCGGCGAUCCGCGUUGGCUCGGCCAAGUUCACGCCUCAACAGCUUGCGGAGAACGUGGAGGCCGUUGUCAAGGGUCUCACAGACAAGUUCAUUACGAAGGGAUGGAGGAAUAUCAAGGCUCUCCACAUCAAGGGAGCCAACACCAUGGCCAUGCCCAUCUGGUUGGCCAGUGAAUUGUGGGUGGAGGAUGCUGAUGUGGUCGAGGAAGACACCAAGGCCCUUGAGGAUGGAAAGGGCAACAAGAAGCGCAAGCAGGUCGCCGACGAAGAGAAGCCGCUGAUCGAGGGCAACAAGAAGACUAAGAAGGCCAAGGCGACUGAGGACGACGAGGAUGUCGCGGCCAGAAAAGAGAAGCUGGAGAAGCAGAAGGCCAAGGCGCUGGAAGACGGAGCGGAACCCGCCAGCAAACAAGGCGCCGGCAAGAAGAAGAGAAAGUCGACUUCAUAA
This is a messenger RNA of Aspergillus terreus NIH2624, 1179 nucleotides long. RefSeq lists its product as uncharacterized. The transcript is spliced from 2 exons. The coding region runs from base 1 to 1179 and encodes 392 amino acids. The record is from RefSeq and is a predicted model, not a curated record. NCBI's taxonomy places the organism in Eukaryota, Fungi, Ascomycota, Eurotiomycetes, Eurotiales, Aspergillaceae.